Messenger RNA from Aspergillus bombycis, 1551 nucleotides. Its product is annotated as ankyrin repeat domain-containing protein. Gene Ontology annotation, cellular component: cytoplasm; nucleus. Lineage: Eukaryota; Fungi; Ascomycota; Eurotiomycetes; Eurotiales; Aspergillaceae. The transcript has a single exon. The coding region runs from base 1 to 1551 and encodes 516 amino acids. Gene Ontology annotation, molecular function: protein binding. The record is from RefSeq and is a predicted model, not a curated record.
AUGGCUCCUACCCCGGAGGAUGCCGUCUUUGCAAUUUCCGCCCAGGCAACUCAGCUGGGCAAUCGCAUCUCCGUGCGGAUGCUUGACUACCUAAGUACGGUGCACGACAUCCCUGAUGGCUUUGGAGAUCUCUCAAAGGUCUUUCUCGAUACCUGUCGCUCCUUGUGGACAAUCGAAGCCGGCCUCAGCGAGUCGACAACGGCGAACCGGCCGCUGCCCCGGAUAAUUGUUCAGGAGGUGGAAAAGAAGUUUACAGAGGCAUACCGAGAAUUCCAGCACCUGGACCGGGUCGUGACCAGGUUGAUCCAGUACGAACACCGUGGGGCACUGGGAAAGCUACAAAGGGGAUGGAACCGACCGAGCCACGAGCUGGGCAAGAUCCGGGAGUCGCUCAAGAACACGAUGGAGGCUCUACAGAUCAGUGUCCUGGCUUUCCACUGGUCCCUUGGCGAUGCAAAGCCAGAGGAAUCGGUCGGAGUGGGAUAUGCAGGGCUCGCUGCGGCACUUGAUCGGAUGGCGAAAGGGAGAUCGGUGGCUGGAAUAAACAAGGCGAAGACACUAGAACGCGGGAUCGCCGAGAUCAAGCAACCAUCACAGGCUGUAAAGGCAGCGCCCGCUGGGCCCCCUCCCUCGGUACCCGUUCCACCAGUACCACCGAAACCAUCAUCCGGCAAGGACGAUGUCAGCAGAGAUCCCGGUCUGGGCAGUUCGGGCGGAACAUUGGUUGAGUCAAUGCCGGAAACCAUGUCGUCUGUCCUGUCACUGGAUUCCCUCUCAUUAUCGAGCUCUCACCAUGGGAGAGAUCUAGAGUUAUCACAGACCCGGACUCGUACUACAAACAGUCACCGAGAUGAUCAUCCCCACCUCCAGAGCUCCUCGGCAUCCACUCUAGCUCAGGAGAUGGAUACUAAUCCUAGCUCUGUUCUACCGAGCAAGGCAUCAUACCGGAAACACGAUCUACCUCGCAUGCCGCAACGGUCCCCGAGUAAUACCAGCGCUGCGAAUGUCGGUCAUCUGAAGAAUGCUUUAGCCUCUGCCGUGCGAGCGAGAAACCAUCAAUUAAUGGAACAGCUCCUGGAUAGUGGCGUAUCACCGGACAUGGGAGAGAACACGCAUCCACUGAAUGAGGCGAUUUUGCACCGUGACAUCGAAGGGAUGCGUCUGCUUCUGCUCUUUGGAGCCAACCCGAAUGGACCAGACAAAGACGGAAAGUCACCACUAUUCUCUGCGGUUGAAGGGUCAUUCAUAGAUGGUACGACCUUGCUGUUAAAGUACCGUGCAGACCCAUGUCUCAUGACCGGAUCUGAGCUUGAGUCUCCCCUUGGUUUGUGCAUCACGAGCCUUAAGACGGGUCUUGUUCAUGUCCUACUCGCGCAUGGAGCAGAUCCCAAUCACGAGAUGAGAAAUGGCAGCACAGUGCUCAUCGAAGCUAUCCGGAAGAAGGCUCCUCAACGACUGGUCGAUCUGCUCCUGGAUGCUGGUGCAGAGGCAAAUUUGAAAAACAGGGAAGGGAAGUCGGCGUUGUUUGAAGCGUCCAAACCGACCAGGUGA